Messenger RNA from Penaeus indicus, 699 nucleotides. RefSeq lists its product as uncharacterized. Lineage: Eukaryota; Metazoa; Arthropoda; Malacostraca; Decapoda; Penaeidae. The transcript has a single exon. The record is from RefSeq and is a predicted model, not a curated record. Bases 1 to 699 code for a protein of 232 amino acids.
AUGGUUGUUGAUAAUCCAGAAAAUUGGAACUCAAUGUUGCCAAUAGUCAGAUUAGCAUACAAUACUGCUUAUCAUCGUAUAAUCAGGGACUCUCCAUUUUUUGCUUUAAAGCACAGGUAUCCACAAUGGCCUUAUGUCAUGGUUGCUGAGGAAGUUGCACCCUGGUAUAAUCUGAAUGAUUAUGCUCAGGAACUACGAACAGUAGGGAGUAAAGUCUUUAAAAGAUGUCAGCAUUAUAUCGAGGAGGAAAUUCGAAGGAGGCCUGCAGACAGGCCUAGGGCAAGGCCUUCUCCUAAUACAGUGGGAGACAGGGUAUAUAUAAAGGCUAUAGUUAAGCCGGGAUUGAGUAAGAAAGUGCAACUGCUAUACACUGGCCCCUAUCGAGUUGUCGAAAAGAUCAGUGAGGUGGUGGUUAAAGUUCAAAGGUUAGCGGAUAAAAGGGUGUCAAAGGUUCAUGUUGACAGGAUAAAGAAAGAAGCGUGCCUUUGGCCGGGGCAGGCUUACAACAUUGAUAGGGCUUAUCCUGUACAUGAGGAUAUAGUAGAAGAGGAUGAAGAAGUGGAUGACACAACUGGCUCAGAGUUGGUGGGAAAGCAGGAACACCUGACUGCUCGGAAGAGUACUCAGGGAAGUAAGAAGGAUAGGUGUGGGAGAGAAGGUACCAGCACCUAUGGUUUACGUUCUAAGAGACAGAUAUAA